Molecule: messenger RNA, 171 nt
Organism: Symbiodinium necroappetens
Lineage: Eukaryota; Dinophyceae; Suessiales; Symbiodiniaceae
Source: the annotation of a GenBank genome assembly
AUGACGGUGCCAAUGGCAUCUUACCCCCUGCAAGAUCCAGAUCAGCAGCAGGUGGACGCUGCCGAGGCCUCGCCGGCGCCGGCUGAGCGCGUGGAGCCCUUCUCCUUGCAUUUGAAACUUGAGAUGCUCCACCUCCGCAGCAGUGACGGGAGGAGAGGACAGCCGACAUAG